AUGCGCUUCUCACAAAUACCCUCGCCCGCCGAGGCAACCGCCAUACUGCUCCUGCUGGCCGGUCCGGCGGCAUCGUCGGUGCUCAUCUGCGACAAACUCGUCACCGACACGCGGAAAUUCAACCUCAAGCCCCUGUUUGAAAAGGGCCCCCACUCCGUCACCAUCAGCCAACAGGUCGGAGCCAACUCCCAUAACACCACCUUCACGACCGACCUGUGCCAUGCAUUGAAGCGCAAGGGCGACGUGGAUGACAAACAGAAGUGUCCGCACAACACCAGAGUGUGUGCAGUAGAGCGACUGGUGGGCACGGGCGACUCGAAAGUCGAUGUGAUCGAGGACGCCUUUGCCGUAGCCGGCAACCUGCAGCAGUACGGCGGCGGCAGCCUCGACCACGAGAUCAUCAACCUUAGCUCGAGCGACUCCAACGCCGACGCCGAGAAGCAGGGCGUGCGCAUCAUCCUCAAGGGCGGCUUCCACACGGGGCUCAACAGCCAGAAGCGCCAGCAGCGCGCCAUCAUCGAGUUCAUCUGCGACGAAAAGUUCGAGGGCGACGAGGCCGAGUGGACGUCCGAGGACGAGUACGUGCCCGGCGGUGACGAUUCCGACAACAUGCGGGUGCGCAGCGUGGCCGACGACACGGACCCCCUGCUGUACGUCUCGGAUGAGGAGGGAGGCGGCGGCGGCGACGACGACAAGAGCAAGCCGGUACAGCUCGGCGACAACGAGAAGCAGGCCUUGAUCUUCAACAGCUACGGCCCCCUGGAGAGCGACAAGGACGUUGACGUCCUCCGUUUGACGUGGAAGACCAAGUACGCCUGCCCAGACCGCAGGGCCGAGCCCGGCGAGGAUAGUCCGAGCAGCCACUGGGGCUUCUUUACUUGGAUGGUCAUGAUUGUCUUCCUCGGCACGGCCUCCUACCUCAUCUUCGGGUCGUGGCUCAACUACAACCGCUACGGCGCUCGCGGAUGGGACCUGCUCCCCCACGGCGACACGAUCCGCGACAUCCCAUAUCUGAUGAAGGACUGGACUAGGAGGGCGCUGAACACGGUGCAGGGCAGCGGUAGUCGCGGCGGGUACAGCGCCGUCUGA
This is a messenger RNA of Neoarthrinium moseri, 1089 nucleotides long. RefSeq lists its product as uncharacterized. The record is from RefSeq and is a predicted model, not a curated record. The transcript is spliced from 3 exons. Bases 1 to 1089 code for a protein of 362 amino acids. NCBI's taxonomy places the organism in Eukaryota, Fungi, Ascomycota, Sordariomycetes, Amphisphaeriales, Apiosporaceae.